UAUUGUAUAAUCAAUUAUAAUGUACAAUUUGUUGUUUAGCUUAAGAUCAUGUUUCAUUUUGUUAUGUAAUAUAUAUUAUUUUUUAAUAAUCAAAUUAAUAUCUACUACCCUUCAGUUUUUAAGUUAAUUGUACUUUUUUUAAUUUUUAUUAAUAUUACUUAACAAAAUGUUUAGAAAAUUUACCUCUUCUAUUUUAUCGGUAAGGCAUAAUUUUGAAUUACCAUUAAUUUUAUUUUUAGGUACUGUGGUAUGUCUUAGAAUAUAGUGCGUACUUAUUUAGCCAUAUACAUAUUUAUAAUUUUUAAUCUAUUGUUAAAAAAAUGUUCACAUAUUUUGUGUUAUAACUUAUAAACAAUCACUUAAUAAAAUUGUAUUAUUUGUUGCAAUACAAUUUAUGACAUAUAAUGAGUUCAUAGCAUGUGCAGUCCUACUUAAAGAUUCUUUUUUCUGUAUUUUAAACAUUAUUUGGUUUUGAUAAAGAAUAAUUAAAAUAAACCUUGGAACUUCUACUUUACAUGCUAGUUCUCACCAAUUAUAUCAUUGUAUUUUAAACUUAUAGCCAACCAUAAUUUUGGUCUAAGUUUAUUUGAGUUACCUACUCACCUAAACCAAGACAAUUCUGUUCUACUUAUCCUCUUUCCUUACCAUAACUAAAAAAAAAAUCAGCCCUUUAAAUACCACAUUUGUUCACCAUUUUAAGGAAGAAUGUUUCCUGUUCUGUAAUCUAUUUAUAUAUGUAUACAUAAAUAAUAAAUUAUAUUUGAUGAUAUUAUUUAUCUUAGUAUGAAUUUCAGUUUUAAAAACUACAGCAAUUUCACAUAAGUAGCAAAGAAAAUGUAUUGAAAUAAAAGUUUUCAAUUCUUUCAUAUUUUUAAUUUCAAUGUUACCUUUAUCAUUAGUUCUUAAAAUUAAGCUCACAGUUUAAAAAUAAAAAUGUGUAAUUUCCCUUUUUUAUCUGAAUUUAUGUUUCAGAUUCGUUUACCACAAACUCAUAUCCAGAACAUUCCUAAGUAUAAUUCUAAUGCAAUCACUAAUUCAGUUGCCCGAUCAUUUUGUAAGUACUUAUGAGUUACACAAUAGCAUGUAAAAUAUAAAUGAGUCAAUAUUGCUAUACUCCCCUUUUGUGCUGCACUACUAGUAAUAUCUUAAAACUUAUAUAUAUUUCCAUUACUUAAAUAUGGUAAGCGAUGAAAACAAAAAACAAUACGGAAAAAAAGAACAAAAAUUUUGAAAUUUUAAGUAGAUAUGUUAAUUAUGAAAAUUAAAAAAUUUUUAUUUAACAUAAUUUUUAAAAAUAUUGAAAUAUAAAAAAUACAUUUUAUAUUGUAUAUUAUGGCUUAUUUUUAAUUUUUACCACCAUUAUAAUUAAUAUAGUCCAAUUUUGUUUUGUCUGUUAACCAUAACAAAAUAAAUAUAUAUUACAAUUGUGGUCUACAAAUUUAAUGUAACAAUAUAUUUUAGGUAAUAUAAUAAUAUUUUAUUGUUUCUUAGCUUUAUCUGCAGUUAAAAAUGUUAAGGUUCAAGAACAAGCACCAACAUUUGAGGGUAAAGCUAUUGUUGAUGGGCAAAUAAAAAAUAUCAGUUUAGCAGAUUUUGCCGGAAAGUACUUGGUUUUAUUUUUUUAUCCAUUAGAUUUGUAAGUUUGUUUAUUAUAUAAUUAAUUUAAUAAUGUACUAAUGAAAAACUAAUAGUUAUUCAAAUUUGAUUGCAGUACAUUUGUUUGUCCUACUGAACUGGUAUCAUUUAGUGAUCACAUUAAUGCAUUUAAAGAGAUUGAUGUAAAUGUAAUUGGCUGUUCAUGUGAUUCACAUUUUUCACAUUUAGCAUUUAUCAACACACCUCGAAAGGUUCAUAUUUUUUGCAUUUAUAAAUAAUUAAGAAGACACUAUACCCACAUGUGCUGUCUCAGCCCAACUAACAGACGAUACAGCAAAAUCUGCCUUACACAGUCUGCUUAAAACUCUCUUAAUUUUGGUUUUAGAGUAAAAGAACCUGUAAUAAAAUUAAAAGAAGAUAAAAUUUCGGAGGCAAAAUUAUGCAUUUUCCUAUUAUUCUAAUUAUUACUCCAGUUAUAAUGUUCAAUACAUCAUUUAAGAAUAAAACCUAAUUCAUCUCUUUUUUUUUUUUCUGUAACAAUACAAAUAAAAUUUAAAAAAAGAAAUUCAUCAUCUUGCCCUCUAGAAUAUUGUCCUCUUUUGAUUUUAUAAUAGGCGCUUUUACUCUAAAACCAAAAUUAAGCAAGUUUUAGGCAGACUGUGUAAGGAAGAUUUUGCUAUAUCAUCCAUUAGUUUGAGUGAGAGAGCGCGUGCAGGUAUUAUUUCUUCUUAAUAGAAAUAUCAACUUUAUUAAUAUUUCACUUAUUUGUUUAUUUAUAUUAAUUUUAAAUGCAUUUAUAUAGCAUGGUGGUUUGGGUGGAUUAGCAUAUCCACUAUUGUCUGAUUAUGAUAAAAAAAUAGCCAAAGCUUAUGAUGUUCUUAUUGAACCUGAUGGUAUACCACUCCGCGGACUUUUUAUUAUAGAUCCAAAAGUAAAUGAUAUAACUUUUCUUUGUAUGGGAAUUUUAAUGUUUUAAUCAUUUGUUUUUAGGGAAUAGUAAGACAGAUUACCAUAAAUGAUCUACCAGUAGGACGCUCUGUGGAUGAAGUGCUACGACUUGUUCAAGCUUUCCAGUUUGUUGAUAAAAAUGGAGAAGGUAAAAAUAAAAUUGUAUAAAAUCACGAUUGAAUUAAAUACAAUUUGCUAAUGCAAUAUUAAUUUAUAUUUUAGUUUGUCCAAUGAACUGGAAGCCAAAUAGUCCAACCAUUAGGCCUGAUCCAAAUUUAGCCAAAGAAUAUUUUAACAAAGUUAACAAGUAAAUUAUACAGUGGAAUCAUGAGUCUACGAGGAAAUAUUUUAAAAUAAAUACAAUUGUUAGAUUUAUAAUCUUAUAUACAAAAAAAAAAAUGUAAACAUUUUUAGAUAUUUAGUUUACUUAUGUUUUAACACGAAAAAUUAAAUAGAUUGUUUAAUUUAGUUUAAUAAGUGCCUAAAGUAACAAUGAUAAAAUUAAAAAAUAAAGAG
Molecule: messenger RNA, 3060 nt
Organism: Cinara cedri
Lineage: Eukaryota; Metazoa; Arthropoda; Insecta; Hemiptera; Aphididae
Source: the annotation of a GenBank genome assembly